UUGUGCCAGGAUAUUCCACCUUGUUGGCACCUUUGACUGACCUCUUGCAAAAGGGGAAGAAGUGGACAUGGAGUGAGGAGUGUGAGAGCGCCUUCUCCCAAGUCAAGGAAGUCUUGUGCGGCCAGCCGGUUUUACGGGCACCGGACUUUACUAGGCCUUUUGCUUUGGCGGUUGAUGCUAGCCAGGCAGGGGUGGGCGCAGUUCUCAUGCAGCCCGACGAACAACAAGUAAAUCAUCCUGUCUGUUACUUCUCUAGGAAGUUUACUCCCGCCCAAAGGAACUACUCAGUCAUUGAGCAAGAGUUACUGGCCAUUCUUUCGGCUCUGCAGCAUUUCGAAAUCUAUGUCCCGGCCUAUGGUCCCCUAGUUACCAUCUAUUCUGACCAUAGUCCUUUGCAAUUUCUGGAUAAAUUCAAAUUCAAAAAUGUGCGACUCACUCGAUGGAGUUUACUUUUGCAGGAAUAUAACCUGGAGGUCCGCCACAUUAAGGGAGUAGAUAAUGUUGUGGCCGACUGUUUGUCGCGAGCCACUGAAUAA
Molecule: messenger RNA, 536 nt
Organism: Enterospora canceri
Lineage: Eukaryota; Fungi; Microsporidia; Enterocytozoonidae
Source: the annotation of a GenBank genome assembly